UAUUUUGAAAGCAUUUUGAAAUUCUUAUCUAAAAAGUGACAAAACUGCUGGUUUUUAUAACAAUUUCAAACAAAAAAAGCUGGCAUAACUUCCAAUUUACAUCAAAUUAUAUAUCAUCUUUCAUGUUGACGCAAAACUUUUCCUGUUUUGUAAUCUUCAUCUUCUGCUCCUUCCUUAUUCUCAUAUUGACAGCCUAGUCAAGUGAAAGUAAAGAGGUUAUGUUAUGGUUGACUGUAGAACAACACGCAAUAUUGCAAGUUUGAAAAAUGGAACACAGUGUUUUCCACCGAAAUAUCAACUAAUUAAUGUGACGUGAUAAACCGUGUCGUCAAUUUCAAUUUGCAGCAUUCGUAACGAUGUCCGACCGGGUGACGGUCACCCGAUUUCAUCCAUACCACGGUGAAAACAUCCUCCUCACACACGACAACACAGUCGCAUAUCGUAAGAAAAGUUUCGCAAAUGCGCUCACAUUCAGCGAGAAACCACUCUUGCCUGGUGAAAUAUUUGUGAUUGAAAUCGAACAAAUCGAGAGCGGCUGGAGUGGUCAUCUGCGUAUUGGUCUUACCCAAUUAGACCCCGAUACGGUGUUCACAGACAAAGUGGAGCCGCGGUUUGCUCUGCCAGAUUUAUCCUCCAGAGGCACAACAUGGAUAUAUGGUAUUUCAAAGGCUUGGAAUCAUUUUUUCACGUAUGACCCCGGCUUUAAACUAAGCCCGCAUGAUAAUCGAAUCCGGACAUCCAGAGGCACAGUGCCACUGAGUUUAUUGAAACCUUCAAAACAAAUUCUACCAACAGAUAUCUACAGUAGGAUUGGUGUAAUGUACAUUCCAACAUCUGAUAGUCUAGCAAACAUGCAUUAUAUUAUCAAUGGGGAGGAUCAGGGAGCUUGUGUAACAAAGAUUCCCUACAGAGAAGCACCACUUUAUGUUGUGGUGGACGUGUAUGGGGCCACGAAAAAAGUACGGAUAAUUCAGUUGUACGGAGUGCGAAGUUUGCAAUCCGCGUGCAGGGAAGCUAUUUUGUUGCGCAUCACGCAGAAAGAUGUGCCGAACCUGCCUCUUCCUAAUGUUCUUAAAGAGUAUUUAUUAGAAGACCUGUAAGAUAUGUCGUUAUUAAUGUUUAACUUAAACAAGACUGUAAAAUAUUUGUUCUACAUACAUAUGAUAUAAUUUUAAAACUAUUGUUUUUUACAAUACUCAACUAGUUAUAACUGCAUACUUAUUUCAAUAUUUUUCUUGAUAUUAUAUGUACAAAUUUAUAUUUUGAUGAAAAAGGAAAUAAUUAGUGUAUAAAAGAAUUUUUAUCAAUAUAAAUGAGUGAAUCCUCUAUAUAA
This is a messenger RNA of Dalotia coriaria, 1333 nucleotides long. Its product is annotated as neuralized-like protein 2. The coding region runs from base 357 to 1100 and encodes 247 amino acids. Gene Ontology annotation, biological process: intracellular signal transduction. The transcript has a single exon. Gene Ontology annotation, molecular function: ubiquitin protein ligase activity. The record is from RefSeq and is a predicted model, not a curated record. NCBI's taxonomy places the organism in Eukaryota, Metazoa, Arthropoda, Insecta, Coleoptera, Staphylinidae.